Messenger RNA from Vitis vinifera (wine grape), 395 nucleotides. RefSeq names its product protein ENHANCED DISEASE RESISTANCE 2-like. Bases 48 to 380 code for a protein of 110 amino acids. The record is from RefSeq and is a predicted model, not a curated record. NCBI's taxonomy places the organism in Eukaryota, Viridiplantae, Streptophyta, Magnoliopsida, Vitales, Vitaceae. The transcript is spliced from 3 exons.
GAGUAAAAGUUGUAAUCUUACAGGUACCCGGUUCAACACACUACAGUAUGAUAUUUUAUUUUGUAACUAAGGAAUUAGUAACUGGAUCCCUGUUGCGACGAUUUGUUGAUGGUUAUGAUGAGUUCCGAAAUAGCAGGCUGAAGCUCAUCCCAUCAGUUCCCAAGGCUCCAUGGAUGGUGCGCCGGAUUGUUGGAAGCACCCCUCAUUUCCUAGGAAAAGUAGUUGAUUGCAAUUAUAUCCGUGGUCCAAAGUACUUGGAGAUUGAUGUUGAUUUUGGUUCUUCAACUGUUGUUGAUGGAGCUUUGGCCUUUGUAAAUGGUGCAAUUCCUAACUUGGUUGUUGACAUGGCUUUCCUUGUACAGGUAUGUUCUCUUUAUUAAUCCUGACCAUCUUAA